AUGCCUCCCAAAGCCGCUCGUUCAUCAUCUUCCGACCCUGCCUCUAGAGGGGGUGAUGAUGAUGCAGUUGAACAGCUCCGUUGCUCUGGUCUUCCAAUCAGUGAUGAAACAGAACUUUUUCUUCAGAGUGAUGCUUCGCAGUUCCCUGCUCACCCUGUUGGCAAAUGGGUUACCCAGUUCAAACGUGAUGUCAAAUAUAUCAACAAAUCCAACAUUCUUACGGGUUCGAGUAACUACAUUAAGUGGCGGAGUUCCGUAAAGGCGCGGAAUGUUGAUGCUCAAUAUUGGAAAAUUAUCAAUGAAUGCCAGAUGGACAAUUCGGACUCCUCCCAAAGAGAAAGAAGCCUGCGAAACCAGCAGAAACUAAAGCUGCUCAGGACUCUUAUGAAACCUGAGACCUCUACUUCUGCGGACAAUACUAGCACUACGACUAUUAACCGUGGCGGUACCCGCGGCUGCGGAAGAGGAGGCGUUCUAACAGAUGUGGCCGUGGUGUCUCCGGAAUCAUGGCGAUCCUUCAACGCUGCCAAAUUGAAGGAAUUUAUGGAUCGCAAAAACAACUUCUCUAUAGAUGAAUUCGCGAUGGCCAGCAUGGCAGACCUUUCCCCCGGAUUAUAUGAUUAUGGAGAAAGUCUUCUACCAUCUCCUGAUGAUAUAACGGUUGCCGAUAUUGGCGAUGAUCUUACGAUUUGGGAUAAUGGUGCUGGCUGUCAUCUUAUACAUGCCAAAACUGCCUCUGUCGAUAUCCACACCUACUGGCUACAUCAAGAAGCACUCGCCGGGCGCAUCCACGAUAUCUACACCUCUACGAACGAGAUGAUCGUCAAGGGCCUAACGAAGGAAAAUAUCGCUGCACGACGAGCGGCCGAGGAGCAACAAGAAGAUAUAGAUAUGGAAGCAAAAUUCUUCAUCGAGAGGUACUGGAUAUAUUCAGAAAUAUUGCCUAUUCGGGUGCCGUCUUUGUUGUCCUCAGCGGCUCAGCUGGGGAACCUGCCGUUUUGUGCCUACAUCAUCAGAAUUUUCAUAUUGUACAAAAAUCGCCCAAUAUUCAAAAAGCUUUCCAUUCUGUCAAAUGAUUUUUACCAUGACAUUUUUCUCUACUGCUUACGGGAUUAUCAGAGGAUGUUCGCAGAGUAUGUGACGAAUGUAACGAGCAAAAUGAAAGAAACAGAGAGCUCAAAGGCCCCACGAGCGUAUUCCACUACUUCUACGAAUACGUCCAGUAAUACCACUAUGAAAUGCGAAUUUUGCGGCACGUUAGGGCACGGUGAGGGUUGGUGCAACAAGAAUAACAAAACGUACCCCCUGGAGAUGUCACCGUAUUCGCUGGUAGAGAGGAAUCAGCCGGGAAAGGAGUGGGAUCAGUUAUUAUACCUAUCAAAUCAACCCCUCAAUCAGUUAUAUGAAAAUAACAAAAGUCUUAUACGUACCUAUGACUUCUUUAUUAACAUUGUGUCAAGCAAUCCUUUUAAAAAGGUAUUGGCGCUGAUGAGGUCAAUUCUGUUCUUCGAUAUUCAAAAACAGGCGAAGUUUUUUGUGCAUUCGAUAAGAUCCAUGGCAACUUCGUUAUAUGGCAUCGCAACUGUUCGUGUGAACCUCAAGCAGACCAUCAGAAGUGCAUGA
This is a messenger RNA of Paracoccidioides brasiliensis Pb18, 1623 nucleotides long. RefSeq lists its product as uncharacterized. The record is from RefSeq and is a predicted model, not a curated record. The transcript has 9 exons. Bases 1 to 1623 code for a protein of 540 amino acids.